This is a messenger RNA of Carya illinoinensis, 986 nucleotides long. RefSeq names its product probable ribosome biogenesis protein RLP24. Gene Ontology annotation, biological process: ribosomal large subunit biogenesis. Lineage: Eukaryota; Viridiplantae; Streptophyta; Magnoliopsida; Fagales; Juglandaceae. The coding region runs from base 292 to 795 and encodes 167 amino acids. The record is from RefSeq and is a predicted model, not a curated record. The transcript is spliced from 6 exons. Gene Ontology annotation, cellular component: nucleolus.
CAGCAAAAUCUCGGUCUUCAUAAACGUUGUAAACCUCCUACCAAAGCGAGGACUAGGGUUAAGGUUGCGAGGCAGGAAGGGACCGACUCCGUCUGCGCUUUUUGCCGCCGGGGACUGUUAUAUCAUCAGCACCACCCUUAACGGCGCCAUGCUCGAAUAUAAGUCCAUGAAACCGGAGGUCUUUACCUCGACAGUCUGUUAAAGUCCCGAAUAUUUGAGGGAAAGACUAGGAAGAUGUGUUCAGUUUACUGAAGUAAAGGAACUUGGAUUUUCUAGUUGUUUGAAAAUAAGAUGAGGAUAGAGAAGUGUUGGUUUUGUUCCUCCACUAUCUAUCCAGGGCACGGUAUUCAGUUUGUCCGCAAUGAUGCAAAGAUAUUUCGCUUUUGUAGAUCCAAGUGCCACAAGAAUUUCAAGAUGAAGAGGAAUCCUCGCAAGGUGAAAUGGACUAAGGCCUAUAGGCGGUUACAUGGAAAGGACAUGACGCAGGAUUCUACCUUUGAGUUUGAGAGGAAGCGGAAUAGGCCAGAGAGAUAUGACAGGAAUGUUACGGAAAACACACUGAAGGCCAUUAAGACGAUUGAUAAAGUCAGAUCUAGGAGGGAGGCUAAACAUAUUGAGAGGAGAAAGAAGGGAAAGAAGGCCCAGCAAAUGAGAGAGGCAGUAAAGGAGCUGGAGCAGAGCAUCAGCUUGGUCAAAGCCCCAUCUGUUCUCAAGGAGGACCCAUCUCUCACUCUUCCGAAGAUCAAGGUCAAGGUGUCCCAACCACUGGCAGAGAACCAACCUAUGGAAGAAUGACUCCAUUGAUCUUUUUGCUGCCUGCCAAAAGGUUGUACCUGCUAUUCAAAAUAUUUGUAUUGUGCUUUUAUUUGUUGUUUGUGCGCAUAGGAAGUACUCCUCUCCCCAUCCGAUAUUGUAGAUCUUUUUGAGGAUUUUGUUUCAUUGAAAAGAACCAAAAAAAAAAAAAAAAACUUAGGUUUUAUUUGAAA